CCGACAGCAACGGAGAUAGAAUACACUUUCUCGUCCGGCAACCAAGACUGUCCGCCCUGAUCAUCAGCAAUGCAGUGCCACGUUUGCUUCAAUACGGCCGAGAAUUCUAAGACCGUGAGCUGAAGUGGAGGAUAUAAAGACGCUGACAGUAGCGAGCGUGGCCAAUUUCUUUUCUCUCAUCACAGCUAGUUACAUUCUAUUGUCUUUCAAUCUCGCAUACGACAUAUUCCGUUUGCUUCUGAGCCUCGAUCAUCAUCCUCAAAACAACUGUCUCAUUUUUCAAUCUCCGCUCGGCUCACUCGAACGCCUCAAGCACCUCCCCAUCAUGUCCACUCCAGUCUCCACCUCGAACUCCGUCUGGUUCAUAACUGGCAGCACCAGUGGCUUCGGCAAAGCCAUCGCCCUCGAAGCCCUCAGCCGCGGCCACAAAGUCAUCGCAACCGCCCGCAAUGCCGCGAAGCUUGCCGAUCUCGAAGCCGCAGGUGCAGACGUCAUGAGCCUCGACGUGACAGCCUCGCUCGAAGAACUGAAGAGCAAGGCGGCUGAGGCUCACGCCAAGUACGGUCGCGUCACCCAUCUGAUCAAUGCUGCGGGUUACAUCCUCGAGGGCGCGAUCGAGGAAACCACGCCUGAGGAAUCCCAGGAUACGUUUAACACGAAUGUGUUUGGCACUCUGAACGUCGUUCGCGCCUUUCUCCCGUACCUCCGCGCCCAGCACAGCAGCGUGAUCGCCAACUUUGGAAGCAUAGCCUCAUGGGGCGGCGGGCCGGCGUUCGGGCUAUACGCCGCGACGAAGUGGGCUGUUUCGGGAUUGACCGAGUCGCUCCGCGCAGAGGUGGAGGCAUUCGGCAUCAAAGUGACCGUGAUUGAGCCCGGGUACUUCAGGACUAAUUUCUUGAACCCGGGCGCGAGGGUGAAAUCAAGUGUGCAGCUGGCGGCGUAUGAAGAGAGCGCAGUGGGGCAGGUAAGAAAAAUGCUGGAUGCGGUGAACAAUAACCAGGCUGGCGACGUGAAGAAAGGAGCCAAGGUAAUUGUCGAUGUGUUGACGGAGACGGGUGUUGCGGAGGGGAAGGGGAUUCCGAUUAGGUUGGUGCUGGGUAGCGAUGGGGACCAGAUCAUUCGAGGAAAAUGCGAGAGCACGGAAGCCUUGUUGACUGAAUGGAAGGACAUAAUGUACAGCACCGAUUAUCCGAAGGGGGAGUGAGCUUGGGUACAUAUUUUUUUCGCUGAACUUUGAUACCAGAACUUUCAGCGUGGUAGCACAUUCAACACACAACAAAGAAAAGC
Messenger RNA from Mytilinidion resinicola, 1287 nucleotides. Its product is annotated as NAD(P)-binding protein. The coding region runs from base 326 to 1204 and encodes 292 amino acids. Gene Ontology annotation, molecular function: oxidoreductase activity. The record is from RefSeq and is a predicted model, not a curated record. The transcript is spliced from 2 exons. NCBI's taxonomy places the organism in Eukaryota, Fungi, Ascomycota, Dothideomycetes, Mytilinidiales, Mytilinidiaceae.